AUGUCCCUCGCCAAGAGCUGGUUCGACCACGCCUUCAGAGACCGCGCGGCCACGGAGCAGCUCCUCCGCCCAGAUCUCGAGUCUGGCCUUCUCUCCCAGCACGACUACCAGCUCGCCGUCGACUUCCUUCCCGGUUAUCACCGCUACCUUCCGUACAUUCACACCACCCUCUGGGGCGCCCUCGCCGGCCUUGCUACCUUCCGAUACAGGUCAAGGGUCCGCUUCCCCACAACAGUAGUCACCGUCUCUGCUGUCUCGGGCUACGGUAUCGGCCUCUGGCAUUACUUUCGCUUCCAUAGGCAGUUUGCCCGAGAACUCGAAGACCGCCAAGCGUUCCUCCUUGUCCUGGAGAACGUGAACAAGCGACUGGGCAACCAGAGCACCCUGUUCCCCCAACUCGAUGAGAGGAAGAUGUUCGAAACCAUUAUGAAACGCAAACAGGAGAACGGGGAGGUCCUCUCCGAUGGCGCAGAACUUCUUGCCGACGCCGACCCACCGACAGACGGCGUGGCGCCUUCAGACGCAAUCCGUGCCUCGCCCGCGAAAGAUGCUCCUGCCAGACCAAAGAGUACCUGGGAGGCCAUCAGAGAAGCGAAUGCGCAGAACGCCGGGAAGCAUUCAUCUUGGGACGAGCUACGGCAGCGGCACGAGCGUCGGCGCGUUUCGGAUUCCGGGCGGGAAUCUAUCGAAGACCCUCGCGCACAGGCGCAGAAGGAGUUCGACGCCAUCCUCGAGGCUGAACGGAAAGCGGCUCGGGGCUGA
Molecule: messenger RNA, 762 nt
Organism: Dichomitus squalens LYAD-421 SS1
Lineage: Eukaryota; Fungi; Basidiomycota; Agaricomycetes; Polyporales; Polyporaceae
Exons: 4
Coding region: 1-762 (253 amino acids)
Source: RefSeq, a predicted model, not a curated record